Messenger RNA from Talaromyces stipitatus ATCC 10500, 1939 nucleotides. Its product is annotated as efflux pump antibiotic resistance protein, putative. Bases 1 to 1653 code for a protein of 550 amino acids. The record is from RefSeq and is a predicted model, not a curated record. Gene Ontology annotation, molecular function: transmembrane transporter activity. The transcript has 4 exons. Gene Ontology annotation, biological process: transmembrane transport. Lineage: Eukaryota; Fungi; Ascomycota; Eurotiomycetes; Eurotiales; Trichocomaceae.
AUGUCUUCUACAGACUGUACAUUAGGAGAUGAAGCUCCACCGCAACAUAUGCGGUCGAGGACCCUUUCACUAGGCUACGACGCCGGCGAAGUAGACCCCACGGCACUACCUUUUGGACAGCUCAACGACGGUGCCGAUUUAGAGGAAUAUAUCACCGAGACAAGAACUGGAAAUAUCAUCAGACACACUCGUUCGAACGUUACUGGUGAAGUGGCCGAUUGGAAACUGGUUACAUUUACGAUCGACGACCCGGAAAACCCUAAAAACUGGUCCAAGGCGUACAAGUGGUACCUCACAGCAAUCAUCGCAUGGACAUGUUUCGUCGUGGCUUUUGCGAGCGCUGCCAUUACCGCCGGUCUUGACGGACCGGCCAAUGAAUUUCAUGUUUCAAUGGAGGUCUCUCUUCUUACCAUCACGGUGUUUGUUGUUGGCUUUGGAGUUGGCCCUAUGGUUUUCGCGCCGUUAUCUGAGGUCGUUGGACGAAGACCCGUCUACGCGGUUACAUUAUUCCUUGCCCUCAUUUUCGAGAUUCCUUGCGCCGUUGCGCCUAACAUCGGAACCCUCAUCGUUUGUCGAGCCAUCGACGGAAUCGCCUUCAGCGCACCCAUGACGUUGGUUGGAGGUAGUCUAUCAGAUCUCUGGAAAAAUGAAGAACGUGGUGUGCCAAUGGCAGCUUUCAGCGCCGCUCCAUUUAUUGGGCCUGCAAUCGGACCCCUAGUAGGCGGUUUUCUCUAUGAUGCUGCCGGCUGGCGAUGGCUAUAUUGGAUUCAGCUGAUUGUCGCCGGUAUUGCCUGGGCUUUGAUCACUUUCACUGUUCCCGAAACAUACGCUCCUACUCUACUGAAGGCCCGCGCAAAAAAAUUACGCCAGACGGAGAAUGAUCCGAAAUUCGUGACAGAGCAAGAAAUUGACUCGCGUCCGCUGAGUGAAAAGAUUCGCAUCUUCGCGCUACGCCCUUUCCAGUUGUUGUUUCUCGAGCCCAUUGUUCUCUUUAUUUCGCUCUAUAUGUCCGUCUUGUACGGCAUGUUGUACAUGUUCUUUAUUGCAUACCCCGUCAUCUAUCAAGAAGGAAAAGGUUACAGCCCCGGUAUUACUGGUCUUAUGUUUAUACCAUUGGCCAUUGGAGUCGUUGCUAGUGCAUUCUGCGCUCCAUUAGUCAACAAACACUAUCUGAAGAUGCACGCCAAAUACAACGGCAAACCACCAGCAGAGGUUCGACUCAUUCCGAUGAUGUUCUCAUGCUGGUUUAUCCCAAUCGGCCUUUUCAUAUUCGCUUGGACUUCGUAUCCACGCUUGCACUGGAUUGGCCCAGCCAUUGGAGGAUUUCCUGUCGGAUUUGGCUUCAUCUUCUUGUACAAUUCCGCGAACAACUAUCUGGUGGACACAUACCAACACCAAGCAGCAUCUGCCCUCGCAGCCAAGACCUUCUUGCGGUCAAUGUGGGGAGCAGGAAGUGUUCUUUUCACCAUACAAAUGUACCACAGGCUUGGUUACGAGUGGGCGGGCACCCUUCUCGCAUUCCUGGGACUUGCAUGUUGUGCAAUUCCUUACGUUUUCUGGUUCUACGGAGAAAGGAUCCGUUCAUAUUCCCGCUUUGCCUACGUUGAAGACGAGGAAACCAAAGCAAUGCCUCCGUUCGACGGCGGACACUAAGAACCAGAGGCCUCCCAAAAUAUUAGAGUCGGCGGUAAUAGAGUCGUUGCAUAGAAAAUAGAGGAGCGAUCAUCUGGGUUUCAUAGAGGAAAAGUCAUCUCAUUACUCUGUUGGCCAAACAUGAGUUCGAUCUCAAGCAUCGUCGUUCUGUUUUUUUUUUUUUUUUGUCCUUUUUUUCGGGGUCAUUUGUUGGCCAUUUUUUUUCCCUGGGUUAAACUCGGUUAGACACGUUUUCUUUAUGAUAUCAUCCAUGCGAUAGACAAAAUAUAGAUCAAGCGAUAAUAUU